This is a messenger RNA of Didymodactylos carnosus, 765 nucleotides long. The record is from the annotation of a GenBank genome assembly. NCBI's taxonomy places the organism in Eukaryota, Metazoa, Rotifera, Eurotatoria, Philodinida, Philodinidae.
AUGUCUACAACGGCAUCAUUCAAAGAAUUAGCUGAAGAGUGGGGCAAAUCUACUUCAUCAAAUGCAAAUGGCGGUGGUUCAAGAGUCGUCAUGCCUGGAGAUGACGAUAAAGAAAUGCGCAAAGAAGCCAUUAACUUAAAGUAUGAUUUAAAACUGGAAGACGCAGAAGGAUUUCCGAAAAGUGAACCACAAAUCAAGUACAGCGGUCUAAUACCAAAUGACACCGAUAAAAAAAUAGAAAAGACUGAAGAGCUUGAGGUAGGAACAACGUGGGAAGCUACAGCGCGUGUCACAACGGGUGUGAAAGUGGCAGUAGGUGCUAACUUUGGUGUGAAAGAUAUUGGAGGUAUUGACAUGAAUGUUGAAGUAAAUUUAGAAAACGAAGAGACUAAAUCAAAGUCUCACCAUCAAAACCAUAAAGAAUCGUAUAAAUUUGACAUUGAUCCACGUACUACAGUUAGAGAUUAUUUAGAAUUAUCGGAACAGACUCAAAAAAUACCGUUUAAAGGAAAAUUAUAUGUCGAAGGCAAUGUUGGUGUUUAUUUCGACAAUAAAAUAUGUAAUGCAUACGGCGAUGGUGGAACUGAAUACCAUUAUAAAUGGUUUCCUGAUGCACAAAGAAUCGUCAAAUGGGCUAAAGAAAAUGGCUAUAAAAACUGGGACAUAGAUGGUGAUGGUCGCGCCUACUCAGUUAUUGAAGGUGAAUCAGAGAUUAAAGUCUUUUCUACUAAGAAGGCGCUAGAAAAAAUAGACCCUCAAAAAUAA